Somion occarium is the source of this 1044-nucleotide messenger RNA. The record is from the annotation of a GenBank genome assembly. NCBI's taxonomy places the organism in Eukaryota, Fungi, Basidiomycota, Agaricomycetes, Polyporales, Cerrenaceae.
UAGUAACUCCUUCAGUUUUGCCCACACAUUUCGGUUGAAAGCAUCAUCGUCAGCUCUCCUCUCCUCUUCCAACUCAUUCCAGAGGUCACGGAAUAUAGGAGGUAAUAAUCUGAAUGACGUUUGAGUACUUGCAGCGGUUGUACCACCUAGAGAGAAUCCUUCCAGCGACGGGAAUGUUAUAGAAUGCAGGGCGACAGUCGAUAUGUAAUGUUCAGCCUGGAACAUGUCGUGACAUGCUAUAUCCUCCAUGACCCACUCCUUCACACGAUCUCCUCCCCAGCGAAUGAAUACAGCCGCUCGUUUGGCACGACUACUUCCAGAAGCACAUCGAUAACUGAUGACGGCGAAUCGAUCAGACUUGUGCACAGACUCUUGGAGCAAAUGCUUUGGCGUUCGUCCAGAGAAAUGUUUCGGAAGUGACAUGUCGCGAACGAUAAUUGUACUGCCAGUUUCUGAUAUCUCACUGUCAGGCAUUGCUUCCAAAAGACCAAAUAUUCCGCCUGCAGAAGCCUCGUCUUCUUCGGCAUCGAAUAUAUCGGGCGACCCAGGGGGUGGUGUGGAUGGGAGCGAUUGUGUUAACGGAGGCUUGCUUGGUGGCUUCUCAGUUGCCUUUUGCGUAGCUCCUGCAAGAACGAAACGUCAUGCCUUGGUGCUCCUACUCUUCUGGCAAGUCAAGAGAUGCCCCGCUACUGGACGUGGACGUCCUGUCCUCUUCGAACGCAGGUGGUUCGAGAGGCCUGUCCGUGGGAUUCGCAGCAUUCACAUCAAGACGGAAUCUAUGUCCAUUCGGAGUAGUUGGAGUGGUUGGUGGGGAGGUGGAUAUCUGAGUAGACGCACAGGAAGUGUGUCGUCUAUUCAUUCGUUGAUUAGGCUGCGUAAUCCUGGAUGUUGAAGUGGAAGUGGAUGGUUCCAGGUCUGCUCCGGGAGACGCUAUUUAUCACCUCAGAAUAUAACCCUGCAUAGUCUGACCAUAGUCACUUACGAGGCUUUAAACCCAAUUCGUCUUCGCUGCAAUGAACAUGAAGCUGCAAUACUACGUCAGAU